GACCUGCCAGCGGGCCCGCCAUCGGGCCGCGCGCUGUCGGCCGCGGUUUCUACCCCGUCGCCCACGGGUUCGAGGAUCCCGUCGCCAGUCAAGAGCAGGGGCUCCAACUGCGCUGACGAAGCCGCCUCAGAGACCAGGUCUCCGCAGAGGUCCUGGUCGCGGUCGCGGGGCUCGCAGUCGCCGGCGCCGCACAGGAGGGACCAGGCUCUCGAGCUGAAGGGCGUGUUCUAUCGGAGCUCGAGGCGCCUGGGCGCUGGAGGGGGCUCUGCCGACGAUCCGCGCACCCCCGUGGCGGUGGCCGCCGGGAGGACGGACCUCCAGGGGCGCCUGGAGCAGCUGUUGUCCUCCAGGGAGCACUCCCGGGCCGUUGCGGGCAAGCUGUACGAGCACUUCGGGGGCAACCCCGAGAGGUUGACCGUCGUGCUCAGCUUCCUGCGGGAGAGGUGGGGCUUCCCCGAGAGCGUGUUUCCCAUGCUCUGGAAGCACCUGCGGCGGGAGAUCGGGCACGGCGAGCUGCCGACGACGGUCGGAGAGGAGGAGUGGGCCAGGGCCUUCAUACGCUGGCUGGAGGUGCUGCUGGACAGGUGCAGGGGCACGAGGGUGACAAGGCACUGCUUUGUGCACACGCGCUCGGGCUCCGACCUGGCCAAGGACUACGUGCAGGGAGCGGUGCUGGGGCGCGGGUCCUACGGAGAGGUGAAGCUGUGGCUGCACGUGGCCCUGGGCGUGGCCCGCGCCGUGAAGUCCGUGCCCAAGGUUCAGCUCGGCCUGGCGGUGGACCAGGUGGAGGCCGAGAUGGACACGCUGAAAUCCCUGGACCACCCGCACAUCGUGCGUGUGUUCGAGGCCUUCGAGACCGAGGAGGAGCUCCACAUCGUGAUGGACUACGCCGAGGGGGGCGACCUCGCCAGCGUGAUCGCCGGGGUGCAGCGGCGGGCCGCCCUGCUGCCAGAGGCGUGGGUGCGCGCGGCCACUCGGCAGGUCGCCUCGGCGCUGGAGUACAUCCACUCGCGAGGCGUCAUACACUGCGACCUGAAGCCCGCGAACACGCUGCUGCUCAGCAGGUUCUCCCUGGACGAGGCGCGGGCGGGCGAGGCGCCGCACGUGCUGCUGGUGGACUUCGGGCUGGCGGAGCUCUUCGAGGAGCCGGGCGGCGGCCCCGGCAGCGACGCGGGGCCUGCGCCGCGGGGCUGCGUCAAGGGCUCCCCGGCCUACCUCGCGCCCGAGGGCUUCGACGGCCGCGUCACGCGCCAGACGGACAUGUGGGCGCUCGGCGUCAUGGCCUUCGAGAUGCUGGCCGGGGAGAGGCCCUUCCGCGGGGCGGAGAACGUCUUCCACCUCUUCCACCAGAUCACGACCACGCAGCCGCAGUGGGGGCUGCUGCCGCUGCCGGUGCAGCAGCUGCUACAGGCGCUGAUCGUCAAAGACCCGGCGGCGCGCCUGUCCGCGAGCGGCGUCUGCGAGCACCCCUGGGUGCUGGAGGGCCAGGCGGGCACCCUCUCCACACAUCCUCUGCUGGGCGCGCUGCCGUCGACGUUCGGCCGCGGCAGCCACUUUCAGCGGGCCGUCAUGUUCUGCGUCGCGACUGGGCUGGGGGCAGGCACCGCCCCGGGCCAGGACAUGCGCCGCCUCUCGGAGGCCUUCCAGACGCUCGACGUCGACCACUCGGGGUACCUGACCAUCGACGAAGUUGAGCAGAUGAUCAUCGAUAUGGACGUAGGCUUGGAUGCCAAGCAGCUCGUGGCCUCUCUGGACAUGGACAAGGACGGGCGGCUGUCUUUCACGGAGUUCCUCGCUGGAGCUCUUCGCAUGGAGGGUGAGGUUUUCGAGCGACUGAUCCGGUAUGCUUUCAGCAUCAUCGAUCGCGACGGGGACGGCUUCAUCUCCAUGCAGGAGCUGGGGUGCCUGCUGUCUGGAGACGGGCUGCCCACGGAGGUGCUCCCGGACGGCCAGACCGUGGAGCAGAUCAUGGAGGAGGCUUCCAACGGCAAGGGCCGCCUGUCGUUCCAGGAGUUCCGCGCCUACUUCCAGGAGCUCGAGGCGGCCCAGGCGCUGGACGUCAGGCACUGCCAGACGGCGCGACGCAGCAUGCUGAGCUCGCAGCCCACCGCCGACAUGCUGGAGGAGCUCGACGUCGGGCUGCCUGGCGGCCUGCGCCCAGCGACGACCGCCGGGGCGGCCUCUCCGGCGGCUUCCGCGGGCAGCGGCGAGUUUCCGAGCUUCCACGCCUGGCUCUGGGACCUGUUCGCGGAUACGAAGGAGGUGGCCUCCUUUGGGCGGCUGCUGACCUUCACGGACUCCCAGCUCGAGUCCGCGUACGUGGCGCACUACCUCCCAGCCACCUGCAAGCAGUCGUGCCUGCUGGGCCUCUGCCUCCUCUCCUACGCGUGCUGGGCCCUGCUGCUGGAGGGCCUCCGCCCCGAGGCGCCGCCGGUGGCCGUCUGGUCCCCCGCCGUGCGCGCCGUGAACAACGCGGCCUGGCUCGUGCUCGGGGCCAGCGGGGUGGUGGUGAUGCUGCGCUGCGGCGUCUUCUCGGCGGCGUCGAAGGUGGACUGGCUCGUCAGUGGACAGCUGGAGGCGCGGGCCGUUAUGGUGGAGCUGUCCCUGUGCCUCUGGGGGUGCGCGGUCCCCUGGAUCAGCUGCUGCUUUGCCAAUCGCUUCCGGGUGGCCUCCCUGUUCGGCCGGGAGGGGUCGGACGUCUUCGGGACGAUCAGCGUCGACUACGACCUCGUCAUCGUGAUGCAGGGCACGCUCAUGUUCCUCUGCAUGCGGACGCACAUGCGCUUCGCCUGCACGCUGCUCAUCGGCACCUCCUGCGUGCUCGCGUACUCGCUCACGUCCCUGGUCCUCGGGGCCGCCCUGCCCUCGUGCGCCGAGGAGGGGCUGGCGUCGCACUGGGCGUGGCUCUCGCUGCUGCUGCUCCUGGUCACCGCGCUGGGCCUCCUGGGCCACUGGUCCGUCGAGCGCCAGCGGCGCGUCGCGUUCCUGUCGCUGUACGCGUCCUACGAGGUGCUGCAGCAGGCGGCGGACGGCUCGCGGGAGGUCGAUGCCAUCGACCUCGAGGGGGCGCCCGGGUCUUGGACGGCGGGCGCGGCCACGAGGUCGGCGCGGCUGAGGCGGGCCCAGAGCCUGGUGUGCGAGUUCGGGGAGUCCGUGGAGGUCUUCAGCCGCCCGCUCGGCAGGGCGCUGCAAAGCGUCGUGAGGGUCCUCGAGGACGUCCGCGCGGACGUGGCGCACGCAGAGCGCCUGCAGGUCGUGGACCUCGACGAGGUCCUCCUCCUGGGGCGCGUGGAUGGCCGCGCGAGGGAGCAGCUCCUGGAGCUCUUCAGCCUCCCGGUGCCGCCGCACGAGCAGCCGCGGCCAGAGGCGGCGGACGGGCGGGGGCGGCCCUCCCCGGCCUGCUGCCCGGCGAGCGAGGCGGGCGAGAGGUGGGGCUGGGACACCCUGUCCGGCUCCGCCGAGUCGGCCGCGAGGCCGCUGAGGCUGGCGGCGGACGCGCUCCUCGUGCCCUCGGCCGCGUCCGCCGCCCAGGUGUCCGGCGGCCCUGGCGGCGCCCCGGUCGCCGAGGAGUGCGCGCGGCGCUUCGUGCGGGCGCUGCUGCGGGCCUACGCGCCCUCGCCGCGCGGCGCGGAGGCGCGGGCGGCGCUGGCGCUCCGCUCGGCGCAGUGGCUCUCGCAGCGCCUGGGCCUCUGGGGGCUCCUGGAGGCCUGGGAGCAGCUGGCGCCCAGGGGAGGGUCGAACGUACAGGCGCUGCUGGCCGCAGCCGCGGCCCUGCACUGCGGCGCGGGCAUGGGCGCCGGCGGGCCGGACGACGGGGCCCUGGUCGGCGGUGAGCCGCUGGUGGUGCACGCCGCGGCCAUCGGGCCCGCCCUGAGGGCCCUGGACACCUCCGGCCUCGCCGCGGCGGCGGUCUGCGCUCAGCCGCGGGUGCUGCGGGGUCUGGUGAGGCUGCUGCUCGUGCGCGCGCAGCCCCACUGCGCGCUGGAAGACAUCCGCCGCGUGCGCGGCCUGCUCGAGGACAGGGCCGACCGAUGCCUCGAGUCGAUGUUCUCCGAGCGAGUUGUCAUGAUGAGCCUCGUGCUUGUGGCGGCGGACUUCUCUUUCCUCGCGCUGCCACAGAGUCUCCACCGGCACUGGACGGUGCUCUGCCAGUCGGAGGCCCCUUCCGACCUCGACGUGACCGCCUGGAUGCGGGGCCUCACGGACGUCCUGGUCCUGCCGCUGUACCAGCUGCUGAAUUCGCUGGCGGGGCGCGAGCGCCAGGAAGCGGCUGCGGCGCCGCUGAAGAUGCUGGUCAAGAACUGCCAGGCCUGGCGGCAGGUGCACCUCUUCGGGACGCGCUCGCAGCGCGCCGACGGAGCGUCCCCUGGUGCGCUCUGCGCGGCCGCGCUGUCCCCCAGCAGCCACACCGCGUGGCGCGCGCCUGGAGACGGCGGGCUGGAGACCCUGGAGGACCUGUCCGACAGGCUGAUGUCCAUGGGGCCCAGCCUCACGAGCCACGAAGACACGGCGCCAGUGGGCACCACCCGCUCGGAGCCGCCCGCCGGCUCGGCACCGAGCCGGCGGCGCGCGAGGCCUGCGCCCCUCGACGAGCUGCACGGCUCUGGCGGGCCGCCUGGGCGGCCGCCCGGCCGCGGCCGCUCCAGCGGCAGCGGCGCGCGCCCCGUCGGGGCCCACGGCGCAGCGCCCCCGGCGCCGCUGGCGCCCUCGCCGCCCUCGCCGCCCGCCUCCCCUCGCUGCGGCCCCGGUGUAUCACCUGUGAGCGCGGCCUGCGGGCGGCACGCCACGCGCCCGGGCGUGCGCACGGCCGUGGGCCCUCCUGCGGCGGCGGCGCGCCCAGAGCGGCCCCUGGCAGCCCUGGCGAGCGCGUGUCUCGGCGACGGGCCGCUCAACCCUUUUGGCGCAGCCGACUGCGGCAGCACGGGCGACAGGGCUGCACGGCAGCCGCACCUGCUUCACCUCUCUGGGGCCCAGGCGCACGUGUUGCGCAGGGCCUCGGCGGCACAGGCCUCGCCCCAAUGCGUGGGCGCUCCUCUGCGUUCGUUCCGGCUCGAGCGCUUUAUAGCGCCUGCGGCUGCGCUCGGCGCCUGGCCCCCCACGCUGCAGAGGGCGAUGGACUUCGACUUCGACGACGACUACCGCGACCCGCUGGAGGAGACGCCGCUGCCGCCGCCGGCCAAGCCCCUGGGCGACUACUCCGCACCCAAGGUCGGCGCCGGGGUCGAGGCGGCGGCGGCGGCCGUGGCGCGAAGCCUGGCAGGGCGGGGCGCGGCCGUGUGGGGCGAGCGGGAGGCCGAGCCCGGGCAAGGCCUCGGCUCCGAGGGAUUGGCCUCUCCUGGUGCCUGGGCCUCGGGUGGCGCGCUCGGCCGGGCCUCCGGGCGCCAGGGCGCCGCGCGGUCCUGCCAGCACCUGCACGAGGCGGAGCCCGAGAGCGAGGAGGCCGCCGUCCUGCCAGCACCCGGGCCCGCGGAGGCCGUGGCGGGCGCGGCCGCGGUCCGCGGCAGCGGCGCCCUCCGCGAGGACGCCACCGAGUCCCGCGCCCUCUCCGGCAGCCCCGCCUUGGGCGGCCCGCCCGCGGCGCCGCUGCCGGAGCUGAACGAGGCGGCCUUCGUCGUUACGGACGCCGCGGUGCGCUCCGCCGAGUACGACCGGCUGCGGGAGUGGUUCGCCUCGGGUCGGGGCUUCGACGAGGAGGCCCUGGCCCGGUGCGAGCCGUGGUUCGCGGAGAUCCUGAUGGACAAGGACCCGGGCGCCUUCUGCGCCGCCUGCCGCAGCGUGGCGGCGCACUACGCCGCGGUCUCGGCAAGGGGCGGCGGCGAGGGGGCGCAGCCGAAGGUGGUGCAGCCCGUGCAGUGGCUGCCCGCCCUCGGCGAGCGGCUGCGGGAGGACCCGACGGGGCCCCUGCCGCGGGCGGCCGCGGGGCCGCCCGAGCGCGCGGCGGCCGCGGAGCUGGUGCGGGCCGCGGCGGGGUGCCUGGGCGCGCGGCGCUUCUGGCGGCUGUUCCGUCAGCAGGCGCUGGCUGGGGAGGACAUCCGCGUCGCCGGGGCCCUGCAGCUGCUGAACGCGUGCGCCGAGCGAGGCGUCGUCGCCCAGGCCGAGGUGGUCGACAUGCUGCAGGAGUUCGACGCCUGCAUCCUGAACUCGGGCGGGGUCGCCGCGAGCAGCUCGCUGCAGGCGCUCGUGACCGCGAUGCCCUCCCUGCGGCGGGGCCUGCCCUGGGCGGAGGCAGCCGGCGACGGCGACGAGGCCGCGGCGGCCGCCGCCACUGGCGUCUCGCCCGCGCGGACCGCGGCGGGAGAAAGCCCGCAGGUCCACCAGCCCGCCUGCAUCCUGCAGGUGCUCGCCGAGGCACCGCGGAAGACCUGGAAGGAGCGCCUGCGGUGCCUAGAGGGCCUGGGCGCGCUCGAGGCCGACCAGCUGGGCGGCGCGGCGCUGUGGCCCGCGCUGGCGCUGCAGUGCGAGGACGAGCACCCCGCCGUCACCUCCGCCGCCCUGCACGCCGCGGCGCGGCUGGCGGUGCAGCUCGGCGCCCCCGGGGACCUCCUUGCUGCCCGUCUGGCGAAGGUGGUGCGCGCCCGGCUCAGGCAGAGCAACGGCCGCGCCGCGGAGGCGGCCGUGGCGUUCCUCGCGGCGCUGGCGCGCGGGGGCGUCCUGGGCCCCAGGGCGCUGGCGCAGUUCCUGGCCCAGGCUCUGAGCUGCUCCAAGGAGCAGGCGCGCUCGGCCGCGUCGGCGGCCGCCGCGGCUGCCCUCGCCGAGGCGGAGGAGGGAGGGCCGGGCGCGGCGGGCACCCCCGCCCUGCCGCCGGCGCUGGAGGCCCUGGUGCAGGCCGCGGGUGCGUCCUCGCGCAGGGAGGCCCGCGGGCCCUCGUCGACGCCAGGAUCCGGCUGCCAGAGCCCACUCCGGCUGGCUGCCGCGUCCACGCCCCCGAGCAGGACGCGCGCGCCCCACGUCGCCUCUCCGGACCCAGGGGCGGCGGACGUGCCUCCGCUGCCGGCCUACACCCCCGACAGGGACUGCGCGGCGCGGCGGCGCGGGCACGGCUCAUGCAAGAGCCCGCCCGGGCGCACGCCGGCGCAGACGCCGUCGCGGUACGCCCACCUGACCACGCCGCCCGACCUCAGGCUGCUCCCGCGCUCCCCAGAUGAGUCGGCCGCGCUGCUCCCGACGACGGCGGGCGACGACGGCGGCGGAACCGGCGCCGCCCUGGCGAGCACGCCGCCGCGGCGCAGCCCGCCGCCCGGCUGGGCCUCGGGCAGCUUCGCACCCAGCCCCGAGUCUUGGAGGGGCCCCGUGCCGCCGCCGCCACCGCCGCUCCUCGCGGAGGGCGGCCCCGGUGCGGCGGCCCCGGGGCGCUCCGGCGCGGCGGCGGUCCCGGGCGAGGGCGCUCUCAGCAGGGCGGCCAGGGGCGACGACAGGGCAGGGCUGGCGGCCAGCUCCCUCGCGGGCCCGCAGCUCCGCGCGGAGUCGCGCUUCAUGUCCUCGUCUCGCGUCCACCUCAGCGGCGCCACGGUGCGGGGGUCCUUCCAGCCGCCCGCGCGGGCCUCGUCCCUGCCGCCCGCGGCGCCGCCCGCGGCCGGUGGCCGCGCUGGCGCGUGGGCGUCGGCCGCGGCGCCGGCGGAGCAGGUGCUCCGCGCCCUGGCGGCCUGGGAGGCUGGCGAGGCCGUUCGCGACCUGGCGGACUCGGUGGUGCGGAUGCUGCUGGAGGCGGCGCCGAGGAUCCCGGUGGCGUCGCAGCCGGAGAUCUGGAGAGCUCUGACGGAGCUGCGGGGCGCGCCCUGGCUUCAGGACCACGCGGUGCUGGAGCUCGCCGUCGGCCACAGCCUGGGCUUCAUGGAGCCGCGGGUCGUGGCCGCGUUCCUGUCGCAGCACGUGGCCGACGGCCGCAUGCCCGCGGCAGUGGCGCUGGAUGGUUGCCUCGAGCGGCUUCAGCUGCACGGGCGCGGUGCGGGCGGGUCACGGCUGGCGAACUUGCUCCUCGCGUUGGCGCAGGAGCUCUGCGCUGCGGUCCCGGCCGGCGAGCUGCUGCUCCCCAGCGCAACGGACGCCUCGGACAGGUCGGCGUCGUUGCCGUCGCUGGAAGCCGUGGUCGAGGCCGCCUUAGAUGGGCGGAUCGCGGCUGCCGCCAUGCAACCGUUGCGGGCGGCGCUCGAGCUGCUGCUUGAGCGGCUGCCGCCCUCCUGCGCCCCGGAGGACUGCUGGCCGCAGCUCUUGCGCCUGCUUGGGCUCGCUGGCUCUGGCCGCAGCUCUGGCCCCCGCGCGUCCCCGCCGGAAUGCUCGCCAGCGGCCCUGAGGGCCCAUGCCUCUCCAGCAGCCCCUGCAUGGAGCACGCCAGCAUCCGGGCCCCAGGUGGCCCCUGCAACACCCGGGCCGCCAGCGGGCCCGCUCCCUGCCGCCGCCGCCGCCACGGCGCCAGCGCCUGCCAUGGGCUCGCCAGAGGUCUGCGGGGAGCUGGCGGCCGUGCUCGGGCGGGUGGACCGGCUCACGCUCGAGCUGGCAAGGGCGGAGGGUGAGGAGGUGGGCGCCAAGCUGCGCGAGCUGGCCGAGGUGCUGCGCCGGCCUCAGUGGGUUGUGUCCUUGCGGGCCUUCCUGCGGCGCCUGCUGCACUGUCAGCGCCAGCGCGCCGCCGCGAAGGAGAACAGCGCGCCGGCGCCGCCCGCGCAGAAGCCGGGCGCCGCCUGCGCCUCCGCCGCGGAGUUCCUCGACGACGACUACGCCGGGGUGCGGGAGGUGUACAUCGGGGAUGGCUUGGCGGGUGCCUUCCCGCACUCGCUGCUCGGGCACCUGAAGCGCCUGCUGCGCGCGCCCACCGCGGCCGAGACGCACCGCGCGGCCGUGGACUGCCUCUGCGCGUCGGCGCUGGCCUGCGGGCCGCUGCUGCUGCGGCUGGUGCUGCGGCACUUCGGCGGCGGGCUGCUGCGCGCCGCCGCGGCGCGCGGGCCCGCCCAGGCCGUGGCGCGGGCCACGCUCACCCGGCUCGCGGCGCUCAGCGACUCGCCCGACCCCGAGGCCGUGGAGUUCCGGCCGCGCUGGCUGCGCCUCGUGUGGCGGGCGCUCUCGCAGGCGGCGUGCGGCAGGGGGUCCCCCGGCGCGCUCGACGCCGGGCUGCUGUGCGAGGCGCUGCGGUGGCUCGCGGACGACGCGCUGAGGCUGCCGGACGCCGCCAUCGGCGCCUCCGACUCCAGGGACCUGCUGGGGCUCGUCGCCUCCGCGGCGCAGCAUCGCGGCGCCAGCGGUGCGGCGGUGCGCGCGGUGGCCGCGCGCGCGCUGCAGAGGCUGGCGAUCGCCAGGUGCGGGGAGGCAUACCUCCAGGAGGACAUCCAGACGCACCCGGGGCUGUCCGAGUCGGCGCGGGACGCGGCGCUGUCGAGCCUGGCGCAGGGGGCGCCGCUGACGCCGCCCGCCGCUCCGGUGCAGAGGUUCUCAUGGUCGCCCGCAGGCGACGCGCGCCGGCUGCCCGUGGCCCCCUGCACGCCGGGCAGCGCCGCGACAGCGGAGCGGCCCGCGGCGAGGUCGCCGGCGGGCGGCGUGCCC
Molecule: messenger RNA, 9531 nt
Organism: Prorocentrum cordatum
Lineage: Eukaryota; Dinophyceae; Prorocentrales; Prorocentraceae
Source: the annotation of a GenBank genome assembly